This is a messenger RNA of Geodia barretti, 852 nucleotides long. The record is from the annotation of a GenBank genome assembly. Lineage: Eukaryota; Metazoa; Porifera; Demospongiae; Tetractinellida; Geodiidae.
AUGCACGAGUUCGACACCCGCUCGGCUUUCAGCGUUUCGGAAGAGGAACGUGUGCAGCAAUACGAGCGGCUUUGGGACGAGCCGGGCUUUGCCAAGUGGCUGAGCAACUUCUACGACGUGAUGAUGCCGGGGCCUGCCAACGAGCACUACGCGGAGUUCUUCCGCAACAAGAUCCGUGAACGAGUCAAGGACCCCGUGGUAGCUGAGAUGCUCACACCCAAGGACCACAUGUUCGGCUCCAAGCGCCUGCCCUGCGAGAGCGGAUACUACGAGGUCUACAAUCGGGACAACGUGCUGCUGGUCGACGUCAAGAAUGCCCCGAUCCAGCGCAUCACCGAGAACGGCAUCCAGACCGCUGACGCCCACUAUGAUCUCGACGUAAUCAUUUACGCCACGGGCUAUGAUGCCGUCACCGGCUCUCUGAGCCGGAUGCACAUCCAGGGCGCGGGUGGUCGGACGCUGAAGGACAAGUUUGCCGAGGGCCCGCGUACCUUCAUGGGCAUAUCAAGCGUGGAUUUCCCGAACCUGUUCACCAUCAACGCGGCGUCGGUCGGGAACUUCGUGCGGGCCGCCGAGCCUCUGGUCGACUGGAUUACUGAGUGCGUGGCCUACGUCCGCGAUAACGGCUACCAGCGCAUUCAGCCGACCCAGCAAUCAGAAAACGAAUGGACCCAGCACAUGAUCGAGGGGGGACAGAACAUCCUCCGGACGCAGGCGGAUUCCUGGUUCGUCGGCGCCAACAUUCCUGGAAAGGCUCGCUUCCUGCUCACUGCUCCGGACACUGCCCCGGUGAUGCGGGCCAAGCGCGCCGAAAUUGCAUCAAACGGCUACAAGGGCUUCAGCCUAGAGUAG